AUGAAUUCAAUAUCAGAGUCUUUCAAAAGCCACCCUCUCCACCUCAACCAUAUCAUCCCACUAGACUUCAAUAGUCUUCCCAAAGUACCCGAUUCCCACACUUGGACCCUACCCAAAUCCAAUCACAACCCAUUACCCACCGAAUCAAUACCCAUCAUAGACCUCCUCGGAGACUCCAAAAACACAAACGAACUCAUACAACAAGCUUGUGAGAAAUGGGGUGUGUUUCAAAUCAUCAACCACGGCGUCCCAAUCACUCUCCUCUACCAAAUUGAGCACCAAACCCGGCGGCUAUUCGCCUUGCCGGCGAAGCAAAAACUCCGAGCCAUGCGAUCGCCGGACGGCCUCACCGGAUACGGGGUGGCCCGGAUUGCCCCUUUCUUCCCCAAGCUCAUGUGGUCCGAGGGGUUCUCGGCGGUGGGCUCGCCGGAGGAGCAUGCUCGCCAACUUUGGCCCCAUGACUAUACUACAUUCUGUUAUGUAAUGGAAGACUACCAAAAGAAGAUGCAAGCAUUGUCCGAGAUAAUAAUGGGCUUGAUGGUGACGUCUUUGGGCUUAAUGCGUGAAGAUGUGAAAUGGUUGAAGCCCAACAAUGGAUCCAAACCUCCACAGGCCCUACUCCAAUUGAACUCAUACCCGGUCUGCCCGGACCCAAGUCGGGCCAUGGGCUUAGCCCCUCACACAGACUCAUCACUCCUCACCUUGCUAUACCAAAGCAACACAAGUGGCCUCCAAGUCCUCCAUGGAAACAGUGGUUGGGUUACCGUGCCGCCCCUCGCCGGUGCACUGGUCGUCAAUGUCGGCGACCUAAUGCACAUCCUCUCCAAUGGUCGGUUCAAGACCACAUUGCACCGAGCAGUUGUCGACAAGGCUGAACAUCGCAUCUCGGUUGCUUUCUUCUUUGGCCCAUCAAGGGAUGCCAAAAUCUCACCGUUGAUUAAGUUGACUGACCAUGAUCAUCCCCCUCUUUAUCGCCCGGUGACAUGGAAGGAGUACCUAGGUGUAAAGGCAACUUACUUCAACAAGGCACUUGAUUUGAUUCGUACCAUGUAG
This is a messenger RNA of Camellia sinensis, 1053 nucleotides long. RefSeq names its product gibberellin 3-beta-dioxygenase 1-like. Lineage: Eukaryota; Viridiplantae; Streptophyta; Magnoliopsida; Ericales; Theaceae. The record is from RefSeq and is a predicted model, not a curated record.